AUGGAGAACAACUCGACACCGGAGGAGGUCAAGUCCGAGACGAGUGGUAGGCAACAGCCGAAUGGGGCUGAUGAUGGUCGGUGGUGGUCCCGGUUCAAAGCACUUGGUCACGGCCUGCUGGAAGCGGUGGGUCUUCGCAAAAAGAAUAAGAAUCCAUUGGGCGAACAUUCGGAAUCCUGCCACCUCGGAGGUGAACCUGACCAUCUCGCCACGCAGUACAAACAUUAUUGGCUAGGGAAAUUGGGACUGACAAGUAAAGAUGUCGAAGAGGAGCCAUCGCCAUCAGCAGAAGCUCAGGAACGACUCGAGUUUAUCAAGUGAAGUCACUGCAAACCAAAGAGAGCCGAAUCGGCGAAUCCUUUGCUACCAAAAAUUGCCGUGUUACAUUUUGUUUCAGUUGUAAACAGAAUUCCCGCAGCAAUACAUUAAAGGUCGAGGAAAUGUGAAAAUGGUCUUGCAUUAAUCAAACAAAAUUCCCAAUUGCCCAAAAAACCCACCAAAAUGUUUCGUGAAUCGACGUUUCUAAAUUACGCAGCAGCGCCCAG
Daphnia pulex (common water flea) is the source of this 545-nucleotide messenger RNA. RefSeq lists its product as uncharacterized. The transcript is spliced from 3 exons. Bases 1 to 321 code for a protein of 106 amino acids. The record is from RefSeq and is a predicted model, not a curated record. NCBI's taxonomy places the organism in Eukaryota, Metazoa, Arthropoda, Branchiopoda, Diplostraca, Daphniidae.